UAUCUCUCUCUAUAUAGUGUGUGUAUAUAUAUAGCACCUCUGACUGUUGAUCUUUAUCUUUUUUUCCCGCGCUUUUAAUCCUGCUUUACCCACCUCCAUCACCGGCUUAAACCUCAGAGUCAAAGAAGUCUCUGCUUUUCUAACUCAUAACCUCUCUUUUUCUCGGCACUUUCAUACAUAGCCAUUAGCCACAGUCUCUCUUCUCUCUCACACACACAUUCACACAAGUCCUUGUACUUGAUCUUCUUCGAAUUCACACACACAUUUCAUGAUUCAGAACACCCACAUCAUCUGAUCUAACGAACUCCAUAUGGAUUCAAUCAGACCCACUUCAGCUCCAACAAAAAACAGCAAAUUAGCAAGAACGUUCCAGAAAGUCAUCCACCUCAAAACAGCUACAAAAUCCCUCUCCAACAAUGGCUUCUGUCUCGUCACACCACAAGACAAGCUCAUCAAACGCGACCAAAAACACCACUCUCGUUGUUUCAACAAAGACGAAGACAGCGACCAAGCAAAGCUCCGAAACAGAGCUUCCACGGAAGCUUUCAUUGCGAAGCUCUUCGCAAGCAUUUCCGCUGCCAAAGCCGCUUACGCUGCCCUGCAAAUGGCGCAGUUCCCUUACAAUGGCGAAGGGAUUCAGACUGCAGACGAGGCCGUGGUGUUCGAAUUGAAAGCACUUUCAGAGCUCAAACACAGCUUCUUGAAGAAACAGAUCGAUUCUUCCCCGCCUCAUGUCACGAUCUUGCUCGCCGAGAUUCAAGAACAACAGAGUCUGAUGAAGAUGUAUGAGAUCACGAUGAAGAAAAUGCAGAGCGAGAUUGAAUCCAAAGAAUCGGAAAUUUCUUCCCUUCAAACGGUCUUCAAGGACACUAUUUCGAAUAACAAGUCCAUGGAGAAGAAAUUGAACUCCAGUGCGUCGUUCUGUAAUUCGAUUCUUGACAAUGUAAAGCCACUCGAUUCGAAUCCGAAAGAUUUCAUCAUAGUUCUUCACUACGCGAUUAGAUCUAUACGAAGCUUCGUGAAGUUGAUGAUUCGUGAAAUGGAGGCUUCGAAUUGGGAUAUAGAUUCAGCCGCGAGUGCGAUUGAACCUGAAGUAAUUUUCCCCAAAUCAAACCAUAGAGGUUUCGCGUUCGAAUCAUUUGUUUGCAAAGAAAUGUUCGACGGUUUCAAUCGUCCUUGCUUUUCUCAUUCUUCACCCCACGGUGAUGAUCAUCAUCACCAUCAUCAUCGACGUUUUCAAUUCAUCGACAGAUUCAAGAAAUUGAAGUCUGUGAGUGCGAUUCAAAUCCUCAAAUACAACCCGAAUUCGACGUUUGGAAAGUUCACAAGAACGAAGUAUCUUCAAUUGAUUCAUCCGAAAAUGGAAGCAUCGCUUUCAGGGGAUUUGAAUCAGCGAAAGGCGAUCGAAUCAGGAUAUUAUCCAGAAACGGCGUUCUUUACUGCUUUCGCAGAAAUGUCGAGGCGUGUUUGGCUUUUGCAUUGCUUGGCGUUCUCGUUCGAUCCAGAGGUGAGCAUCUUUCAGGUGAGGAAUAGGAGUAGGUUUUCGGAGGUGUACAUGGAGAGCGUGACGGAGGAGGAGGAACCCUGCACCGCCGCGGACGACGGAGGAGACGGCGAGGUUCAGGUUGCGUUCACGGUGGUUCCGGGGUUUAAGAUCGGGAAAACGGUGAUACAGAGUCAGGUGUAUCUAUCUCCGGCGACGAGUUGAGAAACAAGUCUAAGUGCAAGUCCACGAGGAGACAAGUGCGCACAGCUAGCAGGCGGGGUCCACAGUUGUACGAUAAAGAUUUGAGAUGACCGUGCUUUCGGCUGUGAUAUGGGCAACAUGUAAAGUCGUUUGAUCAGUUUUAAAUAAGUAGUCGCUUCUGCAAAAUAUGAGAUAACAAUGACUUCUGUUGCGAUUCGAUCAGAUGGAGGAGACUCUAUAAAAUCUAUGUUUGUAUAAUAAUCCGUAAUAGCAUCAUUCAGUAAAAUUCUAUAAA
This is a messenger RNA of Cornus florida, 1982 nucleotides long. RefSeq names its product protein GRAVITROPIC IN THE LIGHT 1-like. The transcript has a single exon. Gene Ontology annotation, biological process: negative gravitropism; response to red or far red light. The record is from RefSeq and is a predicted model, not a curated record. The coding region runs from base 311 to 1708 and encodes 465 amino acids. Lineage: Eukaryota; Viridiplantae; Streptophyta; Magnoliopsida; Cornales; Cornaceae.